AUGAUGAAGUUGAUGAUGAUGAGGAGGAUGAUGAAGUUGACUAUGAUGAGGAGGAUGAUGAAGUUGACUAUGAUGAGGAUGAUGAGGAUGAUGAUGAUGAUUGUUGGGAUUCAAAGGAACAAAAAGAGGCAGAUAAAGAACCCAGCAGGUGCAAAUGGACAGGUCAGGCCUAAGAGUUUGACCCCCCCCUCCCCCCGAUCGGAGCAGCAGCCAAUCAGCUUGCAGAGAUCAACGCUGCCCCCCCAAAACUCCCCCUGCAGCCCCCCCAACGGCCAGAGCCACGCCUCCCCCAUUCCUCCUGUUUCCUCCCCCCUGGAGCAACUUGUCUCCCCCAUUCAGCCUGUUUCCUCCCCACUGGAGCAACUUGUCUCCCCCAUUCAGCCUGUUUCCUCCCCCCUUACUUCCACCCUUCAACCUGUUGUCUCCCCCCUUCAACAGGUUGUCUCCCCCCUCACUUCCCCCCUCUUACAGCCUGUUUCCUCCCCAUUCGGCAACUUCCCUCCCCUCUUCAGCCUCUUGUCUCCCCCCUUCAACCUGUUGUUUCACCCCUACAAGAGCCUCAGACCCCCAGCAGCACUGAAGUCUCUCCUCAGACAGACCUCCCCAACACAGGAAGCCCCGCCCACCCCAAAAUCACCCAAAUCUCCCAAAUCACCCCCAAAGUCCCCGAAGAAAGACGAGGACCCCGAGAAAGUGGCCUUCAUGGUGUCCCUCGGCCUCGUCACCACAGAACACCUGGAAGAGAUCCAGCUGAAGAGGCAGGAGAGGAAGAGACGCAGCACGGCCAACCCGGCGUACAGCGGCCUGUUCGAGCCCGAGCGUAAGCGUCUGGCGUCUCAUUAUCUGAACAGCUCGCUCUUCCUGUCGGCUCGAGACUCUGAGGAUUUCUGCUGGAAGGAGGACGUGGAGCAUGAGGAUGUGUGUGCGGUGUGUCAGGAGGAAGGAGAGCUCCAGCUGUGUCACGUCUGUCCGCGAGCCUUUCAUCCCACCUGCCUGCACCCCCCCCUCAGGACCCCACCCCGGGGACCCUGGUACUGCCCCAAGUGCCAGAAGAAGGUGCUGAACAAAGAGAACAUGUCGUGGCCGCAGAACUUCGUCCAGUCCUACGUCACACACAAGACUGUUCGGCAGGAGGAGAAGCGGCGGCUGCUCCGGAGAAACUCAGAACUGAAGAAGGAGUUCACUCACCUGGAGGAGCAGGACGACAAACUGAACGACACGCUCAAGCAGUGCAUGGAGCAGCGAGAGCGCCUCCUGCUGCGUCAGCACGACGCCACAUCGUCUCUGCAACGCCUCCGAGAUCUGAUCGCGCUCAUCCAGAAGGACCAGCUGAUCCACGUCUCCAUGGCAACAGCAACAACAACAACAACAACAACAAACAACACCGCCAUCGCCAACAGCAACGCCUCCUCGCUGCUCAACACCAACUGGAGCAAAAACACCACCAGCAGCAGCAGCAGCAGCAGCCAACCAAUGGAGAGCCCGGACGCCAACAAUUAGCCCCGCCCCUUUUUUUAUUUUUUUUAAUAACAUGACGACUUCCUGUCCGUCCAAAAUGGAAACAAUCCCCCCAUUAGUGAUGCGGAUAGUUGAGUAAACCAGGGGGAAUCUUUCAAAAGUGGACGCAAGGACUUAAUUGGCUCAUUAAUUGGUUUUGAAAAAGCUCGUUAACCAAUCAAAAAUCCAAGAUGGCCACCAUUGAUGGCUUGGAAAAGUCAUUUUUUGCCGUAAAAUAUCUUUAAAUUGCCCGAUAUGAAAGAUCUGGGUGUCUAAUCGUACAUUUCUGACCCCGUAGAAACCAAAUUCAGACAUCAGGAGGUACUCAGAGGCUUCUCUUUAACAUCUCUGAUCAAAAUAAACGGUAUUGGGGGUGUUCAGUGUCCGCUUAACGGUAAAUUUGACUUUACCUUAGUGAAAAAACAUGUAAUUUAAUUCCAAUAUUGAUCAAUUCUGAAGUUUCCUCGGCUGGAAAAUGGUCAGAAUGAUGGCUAACGGGCUAACGGGCUCUUACGGCCCAAUCUGAUGAUAAACGUGGACAAUUUGGUGCUUAUUUCCCCUUUUGAACGAUCCUCACAGCUACCUGCAGCGCUAAAUACACUUUUUAGUUUAUUUGUCCGAGGAUCCAAAAAAAAAAAAAAAGCCACAAGAACUGAACGAGCCUCUUCAGUAUUUUUUAAAACCCAACACCUACAGUGCUUACGAGAUUUCUUUUUUUAUGUUAUUUUCUAUUUAUUAUUAACGGCCUUAAUGUAUUUAUUACGAGGAGUUAGCGUAGCCGCGGGACGUCUGAGCGCCCGAAUAAAAAGCCCACGAAUAAAAAAAGAUAUUUCCCUUUUUUUAAGAACAUUCAGCGUAGAGCGGACGGUAGGUAGUUAGCGGAGUGUACAUUAAAUAUAGAUGUUUGUUCCGAGGUUUCUGCCAUAAAUAUUCAGGAAAAUGUUUUCAUCGUGUAUGUGAACGCAUACGAGCCUUCAAAACAAAAACAGAGAAUAACGUUUUUCAGUAUUAAUAGAGUCAAAGAAAAAAGUAUUUAAGAUAAAAACUACAGAAAUGAGCGUUUCUAGUGCAGAUUUUAGUAUUUUCAUGCCUGUCGAUAAAUGUGAGUAUUCAAGGGAUCACUGUACAUAUGUUGUAUUAUUAUUGAUAUCAUCGCAGGUUUUUCUCUUUUCUACUCGAGUCACAUGUCUGAAGCGAAACGUCUCGCACGUUUAAAUGUUUGUUUUCUGACAGCAACACGAAAAACAGGAAUUAUAAGACAAAUAGUUGAAAAGAAAUCGACGUACAUUUCUCUAAUUUAGGAGAAACAAAACAAAAUGUCUGAAAAUUCAUCACAUUUUCCACUAAAUUUAUUAAAAAAAAAAUUCCCCAAAAUGUCUGAAAAUGUCAUCUAAAUUUUACCCAAAGUUCAUUUAACAUUAUCCCCACCUUUCAAAAUGUCAUCCACAUGUUGGUUAUUGAAAUGUGGUUAAUAAAAUGUAUUAAAUAUCAGAUUUAGACAAAGAAAUAAUCCGAUAAACAUUUUGCUUAAAAAAUGUCAGAAAACACAAAAUGUCCGCUUCUUGAAAUGACUCUGGAUAUAUAAUUCCUGUGUUGCAGAAAACAGCCGUGUAAACAUCGGAGACGUCGCUGUUUGUUCACGUCCUCCUCCCCUUUAAACCAGUAUAGAAAAUAUGCCAAAAACUCUUUUCUUUGUUUUUGUACUGGGAUCAUCUCUCUCUCUCUCCCUGCCUCUUCGUUUCAUAUUCCCUGAUGAUUAUUAUCUCCAUGUCUCCGGACGAGCCUGACGAUGAACACGAUGAACACGAUGAACACUGCCUCGCAAACAAACGACCGUUAAAUAAAAUCAGGUCUUUUUAUUUUCCAUCGUUGUCGUAGAAACCAGCGAAUCAGAAAAAGGGACGACUCGUCAAACUGCGUCCGACCGUCUUCCUGCUGGGACAGAAGUUUACGUGUUUCCAACUUUUUUUAUUAUUAUUUUUCACACAGAUGAUGCACAAAAUGAACAAAUAGAAAAGAGAGAGAAAUGCCUUUUAUCAGAAGAAGAGAGGGAAUCU
Messenger RNA from Trematomus bernacchii (emerald rockcod), 3554 nucleotides. It is a transcript of the gene phf21b, whose product is annotated as PHD finger protein 21B. Lineage: Eukaryota; Metazoa; Chordata; Actinopteri; Perciformes; Nototheniidae. The record is from RefSeq and is a predicted model, not a curated record.